Marasmius oreades (fairy-ring Marasmius) is the source of this 839-nucleotide messenger RNA. RefSeq lists its product as uncharacterized. Bases 18 to 749 code for a protein of 243 amino acids. The transcript has 4 exons. NCBI's taxonomy places the organism in Eukaryota, Fungi, Basidiomycota, Agaricomycetes, Agaricales, Marasmiaceae. The record is from RefSeq and is a predicted model, not a curated record.
CAAAAAUGUAGACAGAAAUGGGCGAAAAAACAGCUACCAGUCCCGAUGUAGACAGAAACCACCUCAAAAUAGCCCAGACAUGGCUACCAUCUCUUCAUGGAGACAGAUCAGUAGUAUCUUCUCGUUCCACCACGAUGCCUCUAUGUUCUCACCGUUUUCCGCUUCCAGGCUCGCCUUCAACAUGCACGCUCGACACCGUGAUUGCUCCCCUGCCUUCACUUUGCCUGAUUAUCGCUUUCUCUUUGCUCUCUUUCCAACUCGUCAAGGUGCAGGGAAUCGCAAAUGGUUUUCAGAGGCUCCCUUAUCCCAUAUGGGUGCAUUUCAUCUACAUGUCCCUGAUUCUCGCUGCCCUCGGAAUGACCUUGUUGGAAAUUGCGCGUUUGGUGGCGGAAGGGAUGGGCGUCGGCCUUUUGCCAUUGAAUAGCAUAGGAUUGCUCCUCGUCCUCCAUAUUUUGUGGCAAGAAAGGAGGGUCAGAACGAGAGAAAUACUUCAGCUUCUCUCUGCCUACUGGCUCUUCUUGGCCAUUGUAGAAACGGUUAAAACUGUCAGAUUGCACACACUGGAACAAAACAACCCGAAUGACCUAGAAGGUUCAAAGUAUCCAAGCGCCGAUCAGCUUUUGGACAAUGUGGUCAUGCUAGCACUAUAUGUACUCUUCCUGUGUUUCGAGCCCGUCACGCUGUUCUUGUCGCGACGCGAGAAGCCCGCACCAUUCGAGUUGCAUGGUGUUUUACUAUCCGAUCACUAGCCUCAACUCCCAGCGCUCCUGUAUCAUUACCUUGAUUAUAAUGCACGUCGCCGAUUCACGCAUCUGUUACACAACUCAUAAAAACAUCGA